AUGGCCACGAGGAGUUUACCUUUGCUCUACAGCGUGCUUCUCACACCUUCUCGUCCUGGUAUGCCUUCAUCACAUCCUCUCAGGUGACUGGACACUUUUCCUCUCGCCCAUGGGUCACCUUCCAACACCGCGCAACAGCCAUGGAUAAAUACCUGCGCACAUGGAGACAAGACGCCCUGAACAAGGGCCAAAACGAUGCCGCCAUCUAUAUCGGAGACAAAGUUCUUGCCUUGACGAAUAACGAUUCGGACGCAUUCUGGCUGGCCCAGGUUCACUUUGGAAACAACAACUUCACUCGUGCCCUUGCCCUGCUCUCAAGAAAAGAUCUGGUCAGUCGAAGCCUGUCAUGCCGCUACUUGGCAGCCCACUGCUACAUCAAACAAGGCCGAUAUGAUCAAGCCCUUGCCAUUCUGGGAGAGGACAAUCCUACACACCUGAUCACAACGUCUCACAAUGCUCGCAGAAAAUUGGCACACAUCAAUGGCCAUGUUCAGAGAAAUGUCACGCACAGAGGUGGCAGGGCUCCAAGAGAUCGGAUAGAACUCAGUGAAGAACGCGAACGGGACAGAGAUUCCGAGAAAGAACUCAAGUUCCAGGCAGGCAUGUGCCACCUUCGGGGCCUGUGUUUCGCAAAGAGGAACGCCUUUGACAGGGCAAGAGAGUGUUACAAGGAUGCGGUACGAAUCGAUGUCCAGUGCUUCGAGGCCUUUGACCAGCUUAUGAAGAACUCGAUGAUGUCUCCAGCGGAAGAGUUAGCAUUCUUGGAAGAGUUGGAUUUCGACUCGAUCCGUAUCGACGAUGCCUCCUUGGCCCAGGAAGCCGCACACUUCAUCAAGCUGCUGUACACGACUCGACUGUCGAAAUACUCGUCACCUGCAACGCUGGCAAACGCCACCGAGACGCUGUCUACCCAUUACAACUUGGCUUCCAAUCCAGACCUACUGCUUACUCGAGCCGAGACGCUUUACACGCAAUGCCGAUUCUAUGAAGCACUUGCAAUUACGACAAGCAUUCUCAAUUCUCAAGCCAACCCCAACAGCUCACUCGACGGCUCAUCUUCCAGUACCAAUGCCUCCCUCGGUCAUAGUCCACGACUGUAUCCACUGCAUCUUGCCCUUCUGUUUGAGACCGGAUCCCACAACACAUUGUUUCAUCUCUCCCACACCUUGUCGACUCACGCGCCUCACGAAUCCUACACCUAUCUCGCCAUCGGCACCUAUUAUCUGUCUACUUUCCGUAUAGCGGAGGCUCGACGAUUCUUUUCGAAAGCAUCUUUGAUGGAUCCUCAUUCCGCCCCUGCCUGGAUCGGGUUUGCACAUACCUUUGCUGCAGAAGGAGAACAUGAUCAGGCUAUAGCCGCUUAUUCUACUGCUGCAAGACUAUUUCAGGGCAGCCACCUUCCCCAGCUUUUUCUCGGUAUGCAGCAUCUGGCUCUGAACAACAUGCAGCUUGCUUGGGAGUACUGCCUGGCAGCAUUCGAAAAGAGCAGUGGUGCGAUCAAAAGCGGUACAGAGGAGGAUUUUGGGAACAAAAUCUUCAACAACAGCAACCUCGGUGGUGAUCCUUUGGUGCUCAACGAGAUAGGCGUCAUAUUGUAUCAUCAAUCCAAUCUGCCAGCGGCGGCGAAACUGUUUCACAAAGCUUUGGAGCUAGCUGCGGAGUUGGGAUGCAAUAUGACUGCUUGGGUUGCUACGAGAGCAAACUUGGCACAUUCUCUGCGACGAUUAGGCCGGUUUGAAGAAUCACUUGCCGAGUUUGACGAGUGCUUGCGCACUGCGACAGGAGGAUCUGCGCCGGCUUCCGCCUUCGAGCCAGGUCGUGGUAUGGCAGCUUUCGCUAACCUCAGUCUGAACAGCACAAGCGCGGGUGUCAGCCCCAGUGGUGCUGCCAGCGGUUACGACGAGCGGAAUUUGAUUGGGAGCAUCCAUACCAGUCGGGGUUUGGUUCUCCUCAGCAUGGGUGGCCGGACCAGGGAUGCUGUCAUGGCUCUGCACGAAGCUGUCCGAGUCCUUGGUGGAGAUGCUGGAGGUGGGGGCGUGGCAGGGACGCUUCUUACUCGUGCAAUGGAGUAUUGGGCUCUUGAAGAAGAUAUGGACCUCGACGGGCAAGAGCCUGCCAUGCCGCGAGAAGCUAUGAUGGCGAUCACCGGCGGUGUCAGAUCGAAGCGCAAAGGCAAGGAAGCUGUCUCUGGCAGGUCCAACACCACCAUGAAUCAGCCUAGCAACGAGCGCUUGCUCGAGCGACGUCUGGAUGGUGAUGCUGAUGAUAUCCUUGAUGCAGCUCUAGGAGCUAUGAGAUGAUGCCACCCCCACGGCGCGCCGACGAGCGGUCUUCAUACAAAUGUGUUGCACCAUGGCGGAUGGGUCAUUCUUGGUCCAAGAAGAACCUAGCAGUUGUGUUGGCUGUGAUCAACCCGAGGCAGCACGCGGGCCAAGAGUGAUUCUCGCAAAUGAAGGUUGUCAUAAGUUGAUGCUCACUGAUUGUUGGCGGACCUGGAUUUCGUCUUCUGGGGACGACAAUCUUGGAUAGCCUAUAUGAGGUCAAAGGCCUAUAACUCAUUGAAUAGCGUUGUUUGACGCCACACUGUGUUGGAAAUAAUGAAGCUGACGAGCCGGCUUAGCUGCAGGCGAGCCGAUUUGACGAUGCUGAUGAUGGUGAGUCGGGAUGGUCACCAUCUCUCUGAGGUGCUGGAUUGGCAAAGGAUGGCUCCCGUCAAGCCAGGGCGCCGACAAUGCAGUACGAUUGUAGUGAUAAUGCAUAGUUCAUUCGUGUUGAGCGUGUUCAACUUCCUCUAGGCGUAUG
Exophiala xenobiotica is the source of this 2802-nucleotide messenger RNA. RefSeq lists its product as uncharacterized. The record is from RefSeq and is a predicted model, not a curated record. Gene Ontology annotation, biological process: cell division. The transcript is spliced from 2 exons. The coding region runs from base 141 to 2300 and encodes 719 amino acids. NCBI's taxonomy places the organism in Eukaryota, Fungi, Ascomycota, Eurotiomycetes, Chaetothyriales, Herpotrichiellaceae. Gene Ontology annotation, molecular function: protein binding.